Messenger RNA from Odobenus rosmarus divergens (Pacific walrus), 1318 nucleotides. RefSeq names its product tafazzin (gene TAFAZZIN). The coding region runs from base 317 to 1180 and encodes 287 amino acids. The record is from RefSeq and is a predicted model, not a curated record. Gene Ontology annotation, biological process: cardiolipin acyl-chain remodeling; inner mitochondrial membrane organization. Gene Ontology annotation, cellular component: mitochondrial membrane. Gene Ontology annotation, molecular function: 1-acylglycerophosphocholine O-acyltransferase activity. The transcript is spliced from 9 exons. NCBI's taxonomy places the organism in Eukaryota, Metazoa, Chordata, Mammalia, Carnivora, Odobenidae.
UUUCCGGCGGGGGCCCGGGGCCCCUGGCUGCCACCGCCGGCCCCUCUCGCUUCUCGCUGCGACCCCCGAUUCCUGACCUCGGUGGCGCCUCAUCUGUGGCGAGAGAGCGGGGGCCGGCCCGGCUCUGGACUGACCUGCGAGGUGACCUUGGUCGAGUCCCCUGUCGCGCGGAGCCCGUCUGUGGCGCGGGCCUGCCAGGGACCCAGUUCUCCAGCGGUUGAGGACACAAACCUAGAGCGGCCCCACAGGCUGCCCCGUGGCAGGGGAAGCGCCGGGCUGCUGGGGGGAGCAGGGGAGCUCGGUGUGGGCGGGGGAGAUGCCCCUGCGUGUGAAAUGGCCGUUCCCCGCCGUGCCGCCGUUCACCUGGACUCUGGCCAGCAGCGUCGUCAUGGGCCUCGUGGGCACCUACAGCUGCUUCUGGACCAAGUACAUGAACCACCUCACCGUCCACAACAAGGAGGUGCUGUACGACCUCAUCGAGAACCGAGGCCCAGCCACGCCCCUCAUCACUGUCUCCAAUCACCAGUCCUGCAUGGAUGACCCUCAUCUCUGGGGGAUCCUGAAACUCCGCCACAUCUGGAACCUGAAGUUGAUGCGUUGGACCCCUGCGGCUGCAGACAUCUGCUUCACCAAAGAGCUGCACUCCCGCUUUUUCAGCUUGGGCAAGUGUGUGCCCGUGUGCCGAGGAGAUGGCGUCUACCAGAAGGGAAUGGACUUCAUUUUGGAAAAGCUCAACCACGGGGACUGGGUGCACAUCUUCCCAGAAGGGAAAGUGAACAUGAGCUCUGAAUUCCUACGCUUUAAGUGGGGAAUCGGACGCCUCAUUGCCGAGUGUCAUCUCAACCCUGUCAUCCUGCCCCUGUGGCAUGUCGGAAUGAAUGAUGUCCUUCCUAACAGCCCGCCCUACUUCCCCCGCUUUGGACAGAAAAUCACCGUGCUGAUCGGGAAGCCCUUCAGUGCUCUGCCUGUGCUCGAACGGCUCCAGGCGGAGAACAAGUCAGCUGUGAGUUGUCUUUCUCCCCCGCGCCACCCUUUUCCCCCCUUCCCUGGGCUACCCUGUAGCUGUCUCAGCCUUUCCUGGCACCCUCAGCCUCCCAGGGCCCCUGGGCCAAGUUCCCCAAGGGCUGCAGGCCAGCCCCAGUCCUUCCCCUCAGGUGGAGAUGCGCAAAGCUCUGACUGACUUCAUUCAGGAAGAAUUCCAGCGCCUGAAGAUCCAGGCGGAGCAGCUCCACAACCACCUGCAGCCCAGGAGAUAGGCAUCACCCCACUCAGAUCCAGCCCUCGCUUCCUCUUGGAAGGGGGUGGCUGGCCCCCAGGC